AUGGAGGAACUGAAGCAAAAAAGUGUGGUGUUCGAGCUUAGGUGGAGAAAUAAAACAGCGAUUCUCGGGAGAAUUGGAAGGUCUAAGCUCUUGGGUAAAGCAGAGAUACUGUGGAAAGACGUGUUGGAAUCGUCCGAGUUAGCAAUUGAGAGAUGGGUUACCAUGGAAGCCACGAGGAGUCAUGUUCUUGAAGGUCUCAACCCACCUGCACUGCAUGUAGAGAUGAAGGUUGGAGUUCCUGGAACGACGGAGAAGGUGAGAAAGAGGAGGUUGGGUGAGUGUCGCUGCAGACAUGAAGGGUGUAAUGGUGGAGGUGACGACCUUUUUGCACUGGCUUUGGCGUUAGAAGCUUUAUAG
Macadamia integrifolia is the source of this 357-nucleotide messenger RNA. RefSeq lists its product as uncharacterized. The transcript has a single exon. The coding region runs from base 1 to 357 and encodes 118 amino acids. Lineage: Eukaryota; Viridiplantae; Streptophyta; Magnoliopsida; Proteales; Proteaceae. The record is from RefSeq and is a predicted model, not a curated record.